Messenger RNA from Ophidiomyces ophidiicola, 6246 nucleotides. RefSeq lists its product as uncharacterized. The transcript is spliced from 6 exons. Gene Ontology annotation, biological process: intracellular protein localization; retrograde transport, endosome to Golgi; endocytosis. NCBI's taxonomy places the organism in Eukaryota, Fungi, Ascomycota, Eurotiomycetes, Onygenales, Onygenaceae. The record is from RefSeq and is a predicted model, not a curated record. Gene Ontology annotation, cellular component: membrane; endocytic vesicle; Golgi apparatus. The coding region runs from base 1 to 6246 and encodes 2081 amino acids.
AUGCCAUUCGAUUCAGCUGCAAGAGAGCCAGAAGUUGGGUUUACGGCCAAUAUAUUCAAAGGAUCGAUGUCAGCGUCGAAUACCACCGUGUCGCAAACGCCUGGGCCUCAAAAUGUAACUCCUCGCGCCGAACUUGACAUCUCCAAGCUCCAUGCGUUACCAUCGGAACAACAAGACCUCUACCUUUUGACCCUAACUGCGGAUCUUGUUCAAUAUACCGCAAGUCUCGAUAAAGAUGAAAUUAAUUCUCAGCAGGAAUUCAUCAAGAGGGAGCUGUUGAAAAUCAUCAGACUCUCUUCGCCCGUACCAACAAGGGUGAUUCGAAACAACAUAGGAAGAUGUUUUGGGGCCAUAUUCUCCAAAGGAAAUCGGAAUAUACUCUACGACACGGUUAAUGAGUUACUUUCUGUUAUAAAUGCGGGGAAAAGCGAGAAUAUUAAAGCAAAAUUUGCUGCUGCCGUUGCACUGGGGGACAUAUUUUUUGCAACCGGGGAGGCUAUCAUCGCCCAGUCAAGUGUGGUAUGCAGCGCUUUGCUCAAGCUGUUUAAGUCUGCACAUAACCAUGUUGGUCUUAGAAGCUCCAUUUAUACUGCGAUAAAGAAGGUUGUGGCUGGUAUCGAUACCUUUCUUGACGAAUCCACUGCUAGGGACAUAUGGAAACAUGCUCGAAACGCGGCAACAGGUGACAAGGCUUACUCGGUCCAGGCAAAUGCCUGUCUAUGCCUAGAACAGUUGAUCAAAAGCACCCCUUUUUUUGACAAUGUGACUGACUUCGAGAACCUGAAAACCAUAAUCUGGAAAGUGAUCGACAGUCCCGUCGCUGGUGUUAGAAAUGCAUCUGCAGCAUGUCUUGCUGCCAUUCUUAUAAAAAGUCACGUUACCGGCAGUCAAGUUGACGUGCCGACUGUUAAACGACCCAAAAAGCCAUUGAAAAGGCAAGAUAUCACUGUUGUUGAGGACGAUCUUCCAGAGCGUUCUCAGUCGCCAUCCGGCCGAAAGACGGAAACUACUCUUGCACUGCAACUACCAGACCUCCUCCGCCAGUUAUCAAUCCAAUAUUGUCGGGCAUCCACGAGCAAUAGGGCAAGAGCCGGUAUCGCACUUUGCUAUAAACUUAUUUUCCGCAACCUAGGCGAAAAACUAGUCGAGGAGAAUUAUCCCGAUAUAGCCGGCCAUCUAAUUUUCACGCUCCUAAACCAUACAGCGAUAGUCAAUAAUCGGUAUCGAUUGCUCAUAACAAGGAAGUUUAUCAAGCAUAUCUUAGAGGAUGUAGUUGGCUGUGAAAUACUGAGUGAAAAUAGUUUGCUCAAUGCAGCAAAGUGGCUGAUCAAUGAUGUCUUGAAGGAUUACCCACAAGUGAUACAAGAACGACCAGAACCAAAUAAACAUACAUUGACCUGUGCUGUCAGCGCUCUGUCUUCUCUAAUAUCCUCAUUAGGAUCUGCUGUCACUGCAAUUACAGAUGCUUGCCGCGAUGCGUUAUUGCAGGUCUUGCAGCAUCCUAGCUAUACGGUCCAGAUACACGUCUCCCACUGCCUCCAAAGUUUUGUCAUUGCUUGUCCUCAGCAAUUGCUUUCAUGUAUAACAAUUUGUUUGAACAGCUUGCAUAGAGAGAUUGGGCAACUGUCAACGCCCAGGCAAUCAAGCCGGCGCUGCCUUGGCUACGCUCACGGCCUAGCGGCGAUGCUAAGCACAUCGCGACUUCAAUCACUGUACGGAUCCGUGGAAGUGUAUUCAAGGGUACUCACCCAGGCCACCGAUCUGCUCAAAACGAGCAGUAGCUCAGAGCUGAGGAUCGCCAGUACCCAGAUACAGGUAGCAUGGAUCAUGAUUGGUGGUUUACUACCUCUUGGCCCUAAUUUCACAAAGAUACACAUAUCUCAACUAUUCCUUCUAUGGAAAAAUGCCUUACCAAAAGCACUACCCAAAGACGAUUUGGUUAAACGAAGUCCCUUGGAAUUGAGUUUUCUCGCUCAUGUUAGGGAGUGCGCCUUGAGCUCGAUUCUUGUCUUCCUAGAGUUUAAUAGUAAGCUUGUCACUUCCGAUGGGGCAAAGCGUAUCGCUACGAUGCUUCAAAAUACUAUUAUAUUUCUGGAGAAUUUACCUCGCAUCAAGUCUACGGAAGAUAUUUCUCAGCGGUUGUCUCCUUCGUUGCACCUAAAGGACUUUCCUAUCCUUGUCCGGCGGCGCGUUUUACAAUGCUUUGCGAAAUUGGUGAAUCUAAGUCAUACCAAUGUCGCAGACAUCCUCUCAUUGUCAAAUGUUCUUGGGCUUGCAAUAUCUUCUUUUGCUGAUCCUGAUGUCAUAUCUGCCAACCCGCUUGACUCUUCCGUUGCAACUGCUGCGGCUAAUUUCGAGAAUCUGUGGGAUCUUGACGACAAUUUUGGGUUUGGCGUUACAGGCCUGGCUACAGAAUUUUCUCGGGACAGUGAGGUUAAAAACGAAAAUCUUGGGGCCAGACAAUUACCAGGAGAUACAGAGAAGACUAUCAAUAGCGCUUUAAUGUCGCCAAUUUGCCAAGGUAGGGAGCAUGAUUCAGUUCUCCUAUACUCCUCGAAGUACAUCAAACACAGAUCUCUGCCUGAUCCUCCAACCACGGAAGUUGUGAAUGCUGCCAUACAAUUAUUCGCCACAACGCUUCCCCUGCAAGCCGCAAAAGUACAGGAAAGUAGCGUCGAGCAAAUAGCAACGCUCUUGGCGUCACAGAGUCUUAUAAGAAACCCCGGUAGAAAGGCAGCUAUGACAGUUAAUGUUGCUGUAGCCUUGUUAUAUGCUCUUAGAGUCACGGUAAAGGAAACAGACUUUCCUUCUGGUGACAUGAAAAAUCCAGCCACCGAGAAAAUUAUUCAAGAGCUUCUUCAGAGGUUUCUUGGUGAUCCCGAUUAUAUCGUCCGUACCAUAGCGUUCGAAGCACUAGGCCGAUUAUGCAACAGCGCAGGUAACUCUUUUACAAAUUUUCAGAUUAAUUCUAUAAUUGAUAUCAUUGUGGAAAACCGCGACCCCAAUGCUCGAGCUGGCUGCGCCGCUGCGUUGGGCUCAAUCCAUGCUCAAGUUGGCGGCAUGGCUGCUGGGUUUCAUUUGAAAACCAUCAUCGGUGUGCUCAUGUCAUUGUGCAAUGACCCCCAUCCCGUUGUGCAUUUUUGGGCUUUGGAAGGGUUACUGCGAGUAGUUGACUCGGCGGGAUUAACCUUUUCCGCUUAUGUUUCCAGUUCCCUCGGUAUGCUCUCGAGACUGUACGCUUCGGAUACGCACAACAAAGACUCGGAAUCCGUUGCCACAGCUAAUCAUGAAUUCAUAUGUUCAACUCCAUUGGCCAUCAGUCAAUGUGUUGAUGCCCUUAUCAAUGUUAUUGGGCCCGAUCUUCGAGAAAUAAAGAAGACAAGGGACCUUGUUUUUACUCUAGUCAAAGAAUUUCAACUAGAAAGAGACAUUUUUAUGGUUGCUGUGAGCUCAAAAUGUUUGGAUCAUUUAUCGCUAUAUGCCCCAGAUCACAUGGAUUUCCCUGGCUAUGUUCACUGGCUACAGCAAGAGUUAAAUUCCAAAGAAAUGCAAAUAAGAGAAGCAGCAGUACGUGGUUUAAAUAACAUUAUGAAACGGGACCCAAACAAGGUUGUUCGGACAGCAUCAGCAACUUUCGAGGAUGAACUCUGGAUGGCAUUUGACACGAUUCCUGAUAACCAAUUGCUCAAAGACCUUGUCUACAAUUGGUUACACCAGACUGGAUUGACUGAAACUGCUAUUUGGGUCCAACGUUGUCACACUGUUUUUAGCAAAACUCGGCCGAAAGUUGAAGACGUGCGGAGUCCGUUGACCGCGGUAAAUACUGCGGCUCCCGACAUUCCAGAUGAUGAAGUAGCGGGGUUUGCGUCGGCAGUGGCCACGGGGGAUGGAGACUCCAGAGAGCCAGAGUCUCCCAUAGGCCAAGAAUUACUUAAAUGGCAAACGCGAAAUUUUGUGAUGAGCUGUCUGAGCGAGCUGUUAAAUAUGGUAAAUAAGGAAAUAUUGUCCGACCAGACAAUACCAGCAGAAGCCGCUCUUCAGGAAAGAGUUGGAGACAUUGUCAGGAUGGCAUUUUCUGCCUCUACCGCGAAUAUCAUUGAACUAAGGGUUUGGGGUCUUAAAAUCUUGGACCGUAUCUUAAAAAUGUUUGGGAAAACGCCAGAUCCAGAUUUUGCUGAGGCUUCCCUCCUAGAGCAAUACCAAGCACAAAUUGGGUCUGCUUUAACUCCAGCAUUUGCAGCCGAUUCUUCUCCAGAGCUGGCCUCGGAGGCGAUAAAUGUUAGUGCCACCUUCGUUGGCACUGGUAUUGUCACUAGUGUUGAGCGAAUGGGUCGGAUUUUCAAGCUUCUCGUUGCGGGAGUAGAAAACUUCGCCAAUAACCCCAACACUACCGAGAUCGGUGACCUGAAAGGACUAAAUUCAAAUGCUAGAGUAAUGGUGAAGCUCGCGCUCUAUUCAGCGUGGGCUCGGUUACAGAUUUCAAGCCCUGAACAGCAUUACCUUGUUAAAGUUGUGAAGCCAUAUACAGCUAUGCUCACUCCCCUUUGGCUAUCCUCACUUCAAGAAUAUGCGCGUCUCAGAUUUGAGCCGGAUAUAUCCAGCACCUUAGGCUCUAUCAGCGUUUCGGAUCAACUUGACGACACUUACGCUGCAUUAAAUCGUGAAAUACUUUUGAAGUUCUAUCAAGACUCAUGGCUCAAUUUUGUGGAUGCCAUUGCUAGUCUCGUUGAAAAAGACAGUGCCUUUGUUUUUGAUGCACUAGACAAAAAAGAAAUGAAAAUUAUGUCAGAAAGAGAUUUGGGUUCGGAAGCUGUCAUUACAAUGAAUGAUAAAGCGGAACCACAAGGCAAUUAUAUCAACUACCGCGAUGAGCCCGUCGCAUUUUUCUUUGUCCUUUUUGGUCUAGCAUUCGAGGCCCUUGUUAGCCAAUCGACCGCACCAUCCUCACAAAUUUUAGAAAUACUCCAUGCCUUGCGAAAAAUAUUACGACCUUCAGUUGCAGGAAACGCGGUAUACCAGGACUCUGUCUUUUCUGAAACUAUUGACGUACUAGAUAGACUUGUGAUGACAGAAAGCCAUAGCGCUCAAUCCGUGAUUGUGGAGAUUGCCCGAAACCUUGCACUGCAUCAUCAAUCGGCAACAAGAAGCGAACUUCGCACGGAAAACCUCUCGGAUGACAUCGAACAGCUUUUCGAGCUUACGCGAAACAUUAUCUUAGUCCUAGCAGGCAUUCUUCCCAAUCUUGGAGACUCAUCCCCAAAGCCUCGUGCUGUUAUAUCCGAGGACUCUACAUCUUUGAUCCAAUUGUCCUUGGCAUCCUUGGUGGAUAUCACCUCUGUUUUUCCAUCCAUUAUCCGUGCCGACUUACACGCCUGUAUACUUCACAUAUUUUGUACUAUUCUUGCGACAGGUAUCUGCCAGGCUGAAAUCGUACCUCAAGCACUCCCAAUCCUCCGGCGGUUUGCGCGUGACCUUACCAUUCAUAUACACCCUGACGAUGUUCAUGAGCAAGAUGAGGCAAAAACGAUCUCCCGCCAGAUUCGUGGCUGUGUUUCUUGCUUUCUAUCAAUCCUACGCACAGCGCAACGCCGGGAAUCUGAUACCUCCCUUCCUUGUGCCAAAAACACUCUCCUUGCGCUCACAAUUGUACUCACAAGUGGCGGGCACGUGAUACCUCCAGGAGAUCCAUUAAUUCCACAAGUUCUUCAAGAAAUAUUUGACUGUAUUCAAGAUCUUGGCCUUGCAAGCGUGGCGGCAGGGUGCAUCAGAUCUCUUCUCCAUUCCACUCCUCGCUCGCCAACCGAUGAUAUUAUUGCUCGUUUUCUAUUUCCCCGUCUCAUAGCGUUUAUUGCGAAUAUACCUACGACGAUCGAUGGCACACUGCCAAUUGACCCUGAACAUAUAAAGGCCACCAUCGCUCAGACCCUCAUAUCCUGCGUAGGGCUGGCAACAGUCCCUUUCCGUUCCGCUUUGACUGCAAUGGCGGUCCUAAUUCCAGCAUUGCUUCAACGAGCCCAGUUAGAAGGACAUGACGUGUAUAAAGAGACUGCGGGAAUGCUAUUAGAGCUAGCACGGGUUGACCAAACAUCGUUCAAAAAUUUUGUUGCGAGAAUGGAGCCCACUCUAAGAUCUUUGACAAAAGAUAUUCUACAGAGUACUGGUAUGAGGAGCCCUGGGGUUGGGGGGCACGAUACGGAUGAUCAGACCACCGCUGCGCCAACCAUCACGCUACGGAUGGACUUUUAG